GUGGCUAGGCCGCUGGGAUCCCCCAGCUGGGGACUUCCUCUUCCUCUCAGAGCAGGUGUAGCUGCCACAGCGUGACAGGGACUACACCCUGACCCCUAACAUGGAGGGGGCCAAGGGGCCCAGGCUCAGAGACUUCCUGAGUGGGAGUCUGGCCACCUGGGUGCUGGGACUGGCUGGGCUGGUGGGGGAGGCAGAAGAAUCAGGGGGAACAGAGGAGGAGGAGGAGGAAGAGGGAGAGGAGGAGCCUUUUUGUACAGAGAAGAGAUUCCUGAGGCUGAGCGAAGGGGCCUUACUCCUUCGGGUGCUAGGCAUCAUUGCUCCCAGCUCCCGAGGAGGACUUAGGAUGGUCAGGGACCGUGACGGUCCUGCAGCCUGUCGGAUGUGGAACCUCCGUCAUCUGUGGGGGCGGCUGAGGGAUUUCUACCAGGAGGAACUGCAGCUGCUGAUCCUGUCACCGCCCCCAGACCUCCAGACACUGGGGUCUGACCCAUUCUCAGAAGAGGCAGUGGAUGAGCUGGAAGGCAUCCUUCGGCUGUUGUUGGGGGCCUCAGUGCAGUGUGAACACCGGGAGCUCUUCAUCCGUCACAUCCGAGGCCUCAGCCUUGAUGUCCAGAGCGAGCUGGCUGUUGCAAUCCAGGAGGUGACCCAGCCUGGUGCUGGUGUGGUACUGCCUCUGGCUGGCCCAGAGCCUGGAGAGCUGGCGGCUGCGGAGCUGGAGAUGCAGUUAAGGAGCCUGACGGGGAUGAUGUCCAAAUUAGUGCGAGAGCGUGAUCUGGGGGCACAGCGGUUGGCUGAACUGCUGCUGGAGAGGGAGCCAGCCGGCUUGCUGUUGCCAGAGGCUCCUGCUAAAGCUUCUGCGGAGGGUCCCUCGCACCAUCUGGCUCUGCAGUUGACCAAUGCCAAGGCCCAGCUGAGACGCCUGCGGCAGGAGGUGGAGGAGAAGGCCGAGCUGCUGCUGGACUCCCAGGCCGAGGUGCAGGGCUUGGAGGCUGAAAUUCGAAAGCUCCGCCAGGAGGUCCAGGCGUUGUCCGGACAAGCCAAGCGGGCAGAGCUCUAUCGCGAGGAGGCAGAGGCACUGCGCGAGAGGGCCGGCCGCCUGCCGCGCCUGCAGGAGGAGCUGCGGCACUAUCGUGAGAGGCUUCAGGCAGCCGAGGUCUUCAGGAGUCGGCUGGAGGAGGAGAGGGUGCUUUCUGGGGCCCUGGAGGCCUCGAAGGCCCUGCUGGAGGAACAGCUGGAGGUUGCCCGAGAGCGCUCAGCCAGGCUGCAUGAGACCCAGCGGGAGAACCUCCUGCUGCGCACGCGGCUAGGCGAGGCCCAUGCGGACCUAGACUCUCUGCGGCAUCAUCUGGAGCAGCUGGUGGAGGAGAAUGUGGGGCUGGAGCUGGAACUUCAGAGGAGUCUGGAGGCAACCCCACGCUCCCCUGGUGAGGCUCCCCUACCGGGAGCAACACCCUCACUGCAAGAUGAGGUGAGGGAAGUGGAGGCUGGGCGCCUGAGGACAGUGGAACAGGAGAACCGGGAGCUUCGCGAUCUGCUGCAGAUGCUCAGCAGGCAGCUGGGCAGCCAGCACCCUCUGCUGGAGGAGCAGGGCAAGGAGUCCAUGCUGCCAGUGCCCAGUGGUGCUCCUGCAACUCCCCUGGCCCCAGGCCACAGCCUCAGAAGCCAGGCUUGCCAGAUAGGAGGUGAAGGCCCUGAAUCUUUGGACUUGCCUUCCACAACAUUAGACUCUGACGUCACAAGGUCAUCUGAGUGUUCCCAGGCACCUGGUUCACACCCAGAGGCAGAGCAUCCUUUCCAGAUGGUUUCUCCGGAUCCCCACACCUCAGACCUAACUCCACAAGAGUCAGACCCUACUGUGGAGACACUUGAGUCCCUGGAGAAGUCCAGUCAUAGAAUCUCUCUCCGGAGCCCCAUUGUCUGGGCCCCUCCACAGGGUCCAGAGAUCAGAACUGAUGUGCAGGAGUUGCUAGGAGAGACUGGAAGCAAGGAGGCUCUCAAAGAGGAGUUGGUACCCAAGGCCGAGGUCGUGCAACAGGAGAGCGCUGAGUGCAGGUCCAGAUCUUCAGGGUUCAUCCUCCUGGAGCCGCUGAAGGAUCAGGAGACCCUGAAUCAGGGGCCAGAACUGUCCGAACAGCAGACAGAGGCAGGAGGGCAUGAACAGAGGCCCAAGGGGCUGGUCAGUAAACAGAUCCCUCAGAAGCCACAGCAAACAUCAGAAGGAGCUCCUGCUGCCUGGUCUGGGGAGGAGCCAGUCUCAGAGGAGACCCUGGCCAGUGCUGUCCCAGAGGAGCAGGCCAUCAGAGCAGAGGUGGCACAACUAAGGAGGGAGGUUAUGGACCUUGAAGCUAAACUGCAAACCCAGGCCCAAAGACUGGAGGCCCGGCGUGCGGAAGCAGUCUGCCUGUCUGAGGAGCUGGCCCGAGCACGCAAAGCAGAGGCUGAGGCCCACCAGGAGGCAGAGGCCCAGGCUCGAGAGCAGGCCUGUCUGCGCGAAGCAGUGGAUACAGCCAGCCUGGAGCUGGAGGCUGUGUCUCGGGAGCGAGAGGCGCUGGCAGAGGCACUCGCAGCAGCAGGCCGGGAGCGGAGACAGUGGGAACGCGAGGGGCCCAGACUGCGGGCUCAAGUUGAGGCUGCGGAGCAGCAGGUGCAGGCUCUGGAGAGCCAGGUCCGAUGUCAUCUGGAGAAGGCUGAGAGGGAGCACCUGGAGAAGCAAGCCCUUAGGGAGGAGCUGGAGAAGGCCGUAGCCCGGGGCCAGGAGCUGGGGGCCCGGCUGGAGCACCUGCAGGGAGAAUUGGACCAGGCAGCCUUGGAGCGCCAGAAGUUCCUUCGAGAACAGGAGAGCCAGCACCAGAGGUACCAGGGUCUGGAGCAGCGGCUAGAAGCUGAGCUACAGGCAGCUUCGGCCAGUAAGGAGGAAGCAUUGAUGGAGCUCAAGGCCAGAGCCCUGCAGUUGGAGGAGGAGCUGAUUCAGCUGCGCCAGUACCCCGUGGGCCUGGUGACUGAGGCGCAAACUGAGCCUCGGACUGUGGAAACCCAGAACGGUCGGCUCAUUGAGGUGGAGCGAAGUAAUGCCACACUGGUGGCUGAGAAGGCGGCUCUGCAGGGGCAGCUGCAGCACCUGGAGGGGCAGCUGGGGAGCCUGCAGGGACGUGCACAGGAGCUCCUGCUGCAGAGUCAGCGGGCGCAGGAGCACAGCAGCCGUCUGCAGGCUGAAAAGUCUAUGAUGGAGGUUCAGGGCCAGGAGCUGCACAGGAAACUGGGGGUGCUAGAAGAAGAGGUGCGGGCAGCCCGACGGGCCCAGGAAGAGACUCGUGGGCAGCAGCAGGCUCUGCUUCGGGACCAUGAGGCCCUGGCUCAGCUGCAGCGAAGGCAAGAGACGGAGCUUGAGGGACUGUUGGUGCGACACCGAGAUCUCAAGGCCAAUAUGCGUGCACUGGAGCUGGCCCACCGUGAGCUUCAGGGCCGGCACGAGCAGUUGCAAGCCCAGAGGGCCAAUGUGGAAGCACAAGAGGUGGCCCUCCUGGCAGAGCGUGAGCGCCUGAUGCAGGAUGGGCAUCGGCAGCGGGGCCUGGAGGAGGAACUGCGGAGACUGCAGAAUGAACACGAGAGAGCUCAGAUGCUACUGGCUGAGGUAUCUCGGGAGCGAGGGGAGCUCCAGGGUGAACGCGGGGAGCUGCGGGGCCGCCUGGCGAGGCUGGAGCUGGAGCGAGCACAGCUUGAGAUGCAGAGCCAGCAGCUGCGUGAGUCCAACCAGCAGCUGGACUUGAGCGCCUGUCGGCUGACCACACAGUGUGAGUUGCUGACCCAGCUUCGCAGCGCGCAGGAGGAGGAGAACAGGCAGCUGUUAGCUGAGGUACAGGCCCUGAGCCGGGAGAACAGAGAGCUGCUGGAGCGCAGUCUGGAGAGUAGAGACCAUCUGCAUCGAGAGCAGCGAGAAUACCUGGACCAGCUCAAUGCCUUGCGCCGUGAGAAGCAGAAGCUGGUGGAGAAAAUCAUGGACCAGUACCGUGUGCUGGAACCUGGGCCCCUGCCCCGCACCAAGAAGGGCAGCUGGCUGGCAGACAAGGUGAAGAGGCUGAUACGGCCCCGGCGGGAGGGGGCCCUCCAUGGGGGGCCACGCCUGGGGGCCGAUGGGGCUGGCAGCACCGAGAGCCUGGGGGGCCCCUUGGAGACGGAGCUCCCUGAGGGCAGGGAGGCAGAUGGGACAGGGUCCUCUUCACCGACACCCAUGCGCCGUGUCCAGAGCUCUCUCUGCUUGGGAGACGAGACCCUGUCAGGUGGGCAGCGGCGAAGACUCAGCUCCCGGUUCCCUGGGGGGCGAAGCUCUGAGUCAUUUAGUCCAGGGGACACCCCAAGGCAGCGGUUCCGGCAGCGCAGGCCAGGCCCACUGGGGGCAGCCAGCGCCCACAGUAAAGGAUCUGGUGUGGAAUGGGACGGUUCCAUUAAGACCCCCCCAGAACCUGAAGCAGAUGCCGGUCGAGAGGGUGAGUCGGGGAGUGGUCAGAGUCCCCGGAAGGGAGGCCAGGAGGCCUCUGGCGAAGGUGCAGCUCUCAGAUGCAAUGGAGACUCAGGUUAUUGGAGAGUCCAGGACAAGGAAGUGAAUGCCGCGGAGAGCAGCAGCUGUGGAUAG
This is a messenger RNA of Acomys russatus (golden spiny mouse), 4630 nucleotides long. RefSeq names its product coiled-coil domain containing 88B (gene Ccdc88b). The transcript is spliced from 27 exons. Gene Ontology annotation, molecular function: dynein light intermediate chain binding; microtubule binding. Bases 101 to 4630 code for a protein of 1509 amino acids. The record is from RefSeq and is a predicted model, not a curated record. Gene Ontology annotation, cellular component: centrosome; cytoplasm. Gene Ontology annotation, biological process: cytoskeleton-dependent intracellular transport; cytoplasmic microtubule organization. Lineage: Eukaryota; Metazoa; Chordata; Mammalia; Rodentia; Muridae.